Octodon degus (degu) is the source of this 1581-nucleotide messenger RNA. RefSeq names its product BOK, BCL2 family apoptosis regulator (gene Bok). Gene Ontology annotation, molecular function: protein heterodimerization activity; protein homodimerization activity. Bases 249 to 887 code for a protein of 212 amino acids. Lineage: Eukaryota; Metazoa; Chordata; Mammalia; Rodentia; Octodontidae. The transcript has 5 exons. Gene Ontology annotation, cellular component: mitochondrial outer membrane. Gene Ontology annotation, biological process: regulation of apoptotic process; intrinsic apoptotic signaling pathway in response to DNA damage; extrinsic apoptotic signaling pathway in absence of ligand. The record is from RefSeq and is a predicted model, not a curated record.
CCUCCGCGCUCCGCCCAGGGGCUGCAGUCUCCUUAGAAGGCAAAGCCAGGGCCUCGCCCCUGCGGGCGGGACCUCGCCGCUCACCCUGCACGCUUGCGGGACCGGAGCCGGCGAGCGCGGGAAGCCGCGGACCACUGCGGGGCGUGGCCCGGGGCCCGGGGCGGGGUCGGGAGCGUGGAGUCCACUCCGGACCUUCGUCCCGCCCACGCCGCGAGAGAGGUGUGGCGGCCCCCGUCUACGCGCUCGCGAUGGAGGUCCUGCGCCGCUCCUCGGUCCUCGCCGCCGAGAUCAUGGAUGCCUUUGAGCGCUCGCCCACCGACAAGGAGCUAGUGGCCCAGGCCAAGGCGCUGGGCCGGGAGUUCGUGCACGCGCGGCUCCUGCGCGCCGGCCUGGCCUGGAGCGCGCCGGAGCGCGCGGCAGUGCCGGGGGGCCGCCUGGCGGAGGUGUGUGCUGUGCUGCUGCGCCUGGGGGACGAGCUGGAGCAGAUCCGGCCCAGCGUGUACCGCAACGUGGCCCGCCAGCUGCACAUCUCCCUGCAGUCAGAGCCCGUGGUGACUGACGCAUUCCUGGCUGUGGCAGGCCACAUCUUCUCAACAGGCAUCACAUGGGGCAAGGUGGUGUCCCUCUACGCAGUAGCCGCGGGGCUGGCUGUGGACUGUGUGCGACAGGCCCAGCCUGCCAUGGUUCAUGCCCUUGUCGACUGCCUGGGAGAGUUUGUGCGAAAGACCCUGGCCACCUGGCUGCGGCGGCGUGGUGGAUGGACUGACAUCCUGAAGUGCGUGGUUGGCACUGACCCUGGCCUCCACUCCCACUGGCUUGUGGCCGCACUGUGCAGCUUCGGGCGCUUCCUGAAGGCUGCCUUCUUUGUACUCUUGCCAGAGAGAUGAGUGCCUGCCUGGCACCCUGUGCCCGACCUGGGAGCCCUGCAGCACCUGGACAACCUGUCCCCCUCCAGAGCCCCAUGCCCCAGCCUUCCUCAGAGCCUCUGCCCAAGAUCCAGGGAUAGCCUUUGGCCCUGCCUCAGCAAGGGCCUCGGUGGGAUGCGAAAUGGCCUCAGUCCUCGGGGCAGCAGGCUCUGCACUAGCAAUCUGGGCCUCUGUGCUAGUUGCUGAGCCCAAUGUACAGCAUUCAUCGGCUAUCACCAUGAUGGGGUCCCAGUGUGGGGGGCAGGGUGUGGGCUCCAGUUGUGGAUAGGAUGGUAUGCAGGAGCUAAGCCAGAGAGGCUUUGUCCCCUGCAGGGUGAGGAUGACCCAUCCAUCUCUCGUGCUGCCCUUAGGACCAAGAACUCGGACACUGGGACCCGGGCCCCUCCUGGUGUCAGAGGCCUGAAUGUCCCCACCUUCUUGAUGCCCAGUUUCCCAUGCAGGGCACUCGUUAGGCCCACAGCCCCUGCUAGCCCGUCUAGACCAAGUGAUGUGGUGCUGAGGGGGGCAUGUGACCAGAGCUGCCCUCUCCAGCUCCCUGUGACCCCUGCCAGGCUGCGUGCUACAGGGGCCCAUGCUGUCCUGGGUCAAAGGCAAAUCAGGCCUGUGGAGGGAGGCUGGGAAUAAACUUCAGACUCAUUUUCAUGUUAGACAGUCA